Lathyrus oleraceus (garden pea) is the source of this 767-nucleotide messenger RNA. RefSeq lists its product as uncharacterized. The record is from RefSeq and is a predicted model, not a curated record. Bases 225 to 500 code for a protein of 91 amino acids. Lineage: Eukaryota; Viridiplantae; Streptophyta; Magnoliopsida; Fabales; Fabaceae. The transcript has a single exon.
CAAAAAACAGUCUAGAAAACCACAGGAAGUAGCUUUUCAGCCCAUGGUAUAUUUCUAUUCUUUGUGCGUUCAUUUGCCUAUUAACCUUGAUAUCUCCAUCUUCCUAUAUAUAACAACCUCCUUCACUUCUCUUACUCCACCAAAUCUACAAAACUAGUAAUCCAUUUUAUCUGUCAUCUAAAAAGCCACAAAAUCACUUUGAAGAAUUAUUAACACAGAAGAAGAUGAGUUCAACAAGUAGAGCAUGGGCAGCAGCAGCCAGUGUUGCAGUGGUGGAAGCUUUGAAGGAUCAAGGUAUAUGCAGAUGGAAUCAUACACUAAAAUCACUUCAAAACCAUGUUAAAAACAAUGUCAGAUCGUAUUCUCAAGCAAAGAAACUCUCAUCCUCCACUUCUUCUUCUGCUAUGGUUUCUAAUUCUAAAAGACAAAAAAAGCAGACAGACCAAUCAGAAGAAUCUUUGAGGACGGUCAUGUACUUGAGUUGUUGGGGUCCCAAUUGAUUAGAGGAGACUGUAUGGAGCAAGUUUUCAACUUAAUUAUUUGAUACUUCUUCUCUGGGAUCUGCUAACAACAAUGAGAGGUAGCUCUAAGUUAGAUUAAGGUGUAAUUACUACCCAUUAUAUGCUUGGAGAUGUGUUAGUUGCUGGAUCUUUCUCUUCUAUAAAAGUUUGGCCUCGAUCUCUUCAUGUAUAUUCUUAAAAUUGAAAGAGAUUGAUGUAAAUCAUGAUGAAUUUAUCAACAUAGCAGCAACAUUUGACUUCCAGUUA